Molecule: messenger RNA, 3813 nt
Organism: Trichechus manatus latirostris (Florida manatee)
Lineage: Eukaryota; Metazoa; Chordata; Mammalia; Sirenia; Trichechidae
Gene: ARSG
Product: arylsulfatase G
Exons: 10
Coding region: 1008-2720 (570 amino acids)
Molecular function (GO): arylsulfatase activity
Source: RefSeq, a predicted model, not a curated record
ACAGUGGGUUUGAUAAGGCCACAGCUAGCUUGGGAAUUCUUUGUGAAUCAGAGAAGCAUGGUGGUGGUUGAGUUUGGGAAGUACUGGCCUGGGAUUUAGCAGAGCUGGGUGCUGGCUGUCACUCCGUCCAGAAUGCUGACCCUCAGUAUUCUCAUCUUUGCAGUGAGUGGGUUGAGACAGACAAUCUCUAAUGUUGCUUCCAGCCCUGUGACUAUAGGUCCAUUGCAAAUAUUAUUAUCCUCACUGUUUUUCAGGUGGAGAAACUGAAGAACCAGUUGAAUAUUCAAAUAAAAAGGAAAACAUCUGUUGGCAUGGAAAAGUGAUUAUUUCCUAAGCUACUGAGUAAAACACAGCUGCACUGGCAUUUUUAACACUGUUUUCUUGUCAAUUUUUGUUCUUUCAGGAAACCUUACAGAAACAUGAAGCCCUGAGCCAUCUGGAACUUAGAAACCCAUUUGGGGCCGUCUGCGGCUUCUAGAACAUCCAGGUGUUCUGCAGAUGCGAGAAUUUAUCCUGCAGCCGCCAGCUGGAAUCCCAAACAGAUGCAAGGCUUGUGCUACGGCUCCAAUAUCGCUGACACAGAAGGGUCCUUUUCUAAGUGGCCGUGAUAAAUUAACUGUGCAAUGGUACAUAGAACCCAAGUGAAAAAGAACAGUUGUUGACACUGAGGCCUAACUGAUGCACAAAUCAGUCAUCCUACUGAGCUGUACGCUGCUGGUGGGAUAACAUUUACUGAAGAGGGUUAAGUCAAAUACAGGGGUGUAAAUUUCCUCACUCUCCUGAAUCAGGAUUUCAAAUGGGGACAUCAUUUCUGUAGCCCCCACCAUCACUAUAGCCAUCACUGCCACCCCCACUGCUGCUCCCACUGAUACCCUAUCUUCCUGCAAACCCCACUGUUGCUCUCCAAGGACAUCCUACAUUGAAAGUGAGCAGAAGGGAGCUCUCAGAAUCAUCUCUAGGGGUGGCUUGCCAUCACUCCAGACAACUGGAACGCUUUCCUUACCACCAUGGGCCAGCUUUUUCUAAAGGUUUUGAUAGUGGGAUUGAAUUUCUUGGGAUUUUUUUACCCUCUUGUGGAUUUUCGCUUCAGUGGGAAGACUGGAGGCCAGAAACCAAAUUUCGUGAUCAUUUUGGCAGAUGACAUGGGGUGGGGUGACCUGGGAGCGAACUGGGCAGAAACAAAGGACACGGCCCACCUUGAUAAGAUGGCUGCGGAAGGAAUGAGGUUUGUGGAUUUCCACGCAGCCGCUUCCACCUGCUCGCCCUCCCGUGCCUCCCUGCUCACAGGCCGGCUGGGUCUUCGCAAUGGGGUCACCCACAACUUUGCAGUCACCUCUGUGGGGGGCCUUCCGCUCAACGAGACCACCUUGGCGGAGGUGCUGCAGCAGGCUGGCUACGUCACCGGCAUGAUAGGCAAAUGGCAUCUUGGGCACCACGGCUCUUAUCACCCCAACUUUCGUGGUUUUGAUUACUACUUUGGAAUCCCGUACAGCAAUGAUAUGGGCUGUACUGAUACCCCGGGCUAUGACCACCCUCCUUGUCCAGCGUGUCCACAACAGAGUAGACCGUCAAGGAAUCCUGAGAGGGCCUGUUACACGGACGUGGCCCUUCCUCUGUAUGAGAACCUCACCAUCGUUGAGCAGCCAGUGAACUUGAGCAGCCUGGCGCAGAAGUAUGCUGAGAAAGCCACCCAGUUCGUCCAGCAUGCCAGCGCCAGUGGGAGACCCUUUCUGCUCUACGUGGGCCUGGCCCACAUGCACGUGCCCUUAUCCGUGACCCAGCUGUCAGCCUGCCCACCAGGCCGAAGGCCAUACGCUGCAGGUCUCCGGGAGAUGGACAGCCUGCUGGGCCAGAUCAAGGACAAAGUUGACCGCACAGCAAAAGAAAACACAUUGCUCUGGUUUACAGGUGACAAUGGCCCGUGGGCUCAGAAGUGUGAGCUGGCGGGAAGCACAGGUCCCUACACUGGAUUAUGGCAAACUCGUCAAGGGGGAAGCCCAGCCAAGCAGACCACGUGGGAGGGAGGACACCGGGUCCCAGCUCUGGCUUAUUGGCCUGGCAGAGUCCCCAUCAAUGUCACCAGCACUGCUUUGUUAAGUGUGCUGGACAUCUUCCCCACUGUCGUGGCCCUGGCCCAGGCCAGCCUGCCCCCGGACCGGCACUUCGAUGGUCUAGACGCCUCUGACGUGCUCUUUGGCCGGUUGCAGAGUGGGCACAAGGUAAGUGGGAAAGUGAUGUACAGCCGCCCAGGCUCUUCCACAGGUCAGCAGCCACCUCUUGCCCAGGACCUGCCACCUCGGUGUAAUUUCUUUGCCCGGGAGAGCGGUCACUUGAAUGUUCAAGAUCUGGCACGGGUGAACUCAUCUAUAAUCGACCGCAGCCCUGCUGUUUACAACAUAGGGCCGAAGUUGGGGUUAAUGAGUUAUUCGUUGUCAUCUUCUCUAGGUGGAGCGAAAGCCUGUGAUGGGAGCGUCGGCCCUGAGCAGCACCACGAGCUUCCGCUUAUUUUUAAUCUAGAAGACGAUAGUGCUGAAGACGUGCCUCUAGAAAGAGGUGGUACCGAAUACCAGACCGUACUGCCCCAGGUCAGAAGGGUUCUUGCAGAUGUCCUUCAGGACAUUUCUGAGGACAACACCUCCAGCGCGGAUUACACUCAGGAUCCUUCAGUAGCUCCCUGCUGUAAUCCCUACCGAAUGGCCUGCCGCUGCCAAACCACGUAACACACGGAUUUGUCCACAGGAGGGAUAUUGGGAAGGUGGAUGGGGCUGGCUCAUUUCCAAGCUUCGGUUUUACCCUCUCUACAGUUACACCACUCGUCUGUCAGUUUGUCCUUCUGCGGUGGCUUGUGUGGAAGCUAUGUCACCAGUAUUUCAAAUACCAGCAGGGUCACCCAUGGUGGACAGGUUUCAGCAGAGCUUCCAGACUAAGACAGAGUAGGAAGAAAGGCCUGGUGAUCUACUUCUGAAUAUUAACCAGUGAAAACCCUAAGGAUCACAACAGAAUACUGUCCGUAGUGCUGGAAGAUAGCACAGGACCAGACAAUGUUUGGGACUGCCUUAACAGCCAGAUUCUAAUCCUGACUCAGUGGCAACUAACAAUGGUUACGUAAGCUUUAAAAAUAUGUCUCAGAAUUUUGUUUUGCAGCCACCCCUUUGCGUACUCCACACCACCCCUUCUCCAUGCUGGCUGUGCCCUAACCAGCUACAGACGACAGCUGAGCCUAGCCGGCCUGGAGCAGUCAGCGUGUGUAACGGAAAGCACGCAGGCUUUGGAGUCAGACUCGGGUUCAAACCCCAGCCUUUGAACUUGGGCAGUUUAACCUCUCAGACUUUUAGUUUCAUUAGUAACUACCUUGCAAGCCGAUUCUGAGGGUUAAAUAAGGCAGUGAAUGAACAUGGCGGGCAUAUUACCUGACACAGACAGGCUCUCAAUACAUGUUAGUUUCCUCGUUAUGUCCCCAGUUUCGCUGGCCAUUUUAGCACCAAUUCAUUCCAACCGAUAUCAGGAACAGCACAUCUCCAUCUUUAAUAUGCCUACAAAUCACCUGGGGAUCUUGUGAAAAUGUAGAUCCUGAUUCAGCUGGUCUGGGAUAAGGCCCGAGAGCCUGCAUGUCUAGCAAGCUGGUGGGGAGGGAGGGGUAGGAAGGGCCCUUUGAGUAGCAACGAUCUAGACAGACAAAGUUAGAUUUGUUUCUAGAAUGCUGUCCGAUAUAGUGCUGGAAGAUGAAGCCCCCUAGGUUGGAAGGCACUCAAAAUACACAGUGGCUGCAACCAACGACUUGAACACGCCACCGAUCGUGAAGGUGGCGCAGGA